Messenger RNA from Rhinichthys klamathensis goyatoka, 742 nucleotides. Its product is annotated as cytochrome c oxidase assembly factor 8. Gene Ontology annotation, biological process: intrinsic apoptotic signaling pathway. Lineage: Eukaryota; Metazoa; Chordata; Actinopteri; Cypriniformes; Leuciscidae. Gene Ontology annotation, cellular component: mitochondrion. The coding region runs from base 118 to 717 and encodes 199 amino acids. The record is from RefSeq and is a predicted model, not a curated record. The transcript is spliced from 5 exons.
AAUCAUCCACCAUGUUAAAAAUGUACUGAUAGAUGCGUGCUGUUACGGAAGCCAACGGAGAAAUCGCACUUAUUAUGAUUUGUAUUUGUCAAGGUCGAUUCUUUAAUUUAAUCAAAGAUGAAUGUAAAAACGUUGAAUUGUGUAAUAUUUAGGUCUCUGCGUCCGUGUUACACACAUGCUCCUGUGUCAUUAAGGAGUCCCUGUCGAGGUCAUCGACAAAGCACAAGCCAACCACCAAAACAUGCCAAACGACCAGAGAGGCCUGGAUUCAGUCCAACAGCAACAUCAAAAUAUGACUGGAUCGGUCCACCAGAUAGACUGUCGAACCUGAGGCCGAUCAUAUAUCACAUCCCUGAGAAUGAGACGCCACUGGAAAGGGAGUUGAGGCAUCUGAGACAGGAGACCGAGGACUGGAACCACGAGUUCUGGACCAACCAGAACUUCUCAUUUAGCAAGGAAAAAGAAGAAUACGUUCAAUUACAAUUGACGGCAAAAGGGUUGUCAGAAAGAGAUGAUGAUGGAAGGAAAAGGACUUUAAGCAGUGAGGAAAUGGCAGUAUUCUACAAACACUUCUUGGACAAAAACAUUACAAGGCAUUCCAGUUAUAACAGGGAAUGGUACAGACGGAACUUCACCAUUACACUUCUGAUGGCAAGAGUAGCUCUACACAACACAUGGAGGACACUGACUGGACGAGAGAAAGGAAAAACUACAUGAAAUACAAAUAAAGACUGUAAAUGAA